GUUAUUGAACUACUUUUUUUGCUUGUUUUUCAGAUGAUCGAUCAUUAUCACUUUCGACAGGAUGGUCUACUCUGCAAACUCCGCAAGAUUGUCGCGGCCCCUGAUUUCAUUAAAACAAAACAAGACUCAAGCUCAAUUUCCAGUGAAUCACUCGAAGAUGGAUCUUCGAACUCUUUUAAGAAGACCGCCACUACAAUAAAUAAUCUGCGAUUUUCCACUCAUUCACUUCCUUCUUUGGCCUCUUUCCCGUUAAAUUCGACAACUUCAGAUGGAAAUACUGGAAGUGGUUGUUCGCCAGCACCUCGGAAGAACAGUGAAGAUGUGAUGCACUCCAGUAAUGAUCUAAUUUCCUUCAACGAUUGGCCAAAUGUUACAAGUCUUUUAGCCAAUCAGAAUGCAAAUAAUGCGCCCACAUCUCUGAAAAAUAUCACCUUAGGCGUUGGAAAUAAGUUCAACAUGCAGAACAACGGCGCAGGGUUAAAACGCGUUUCAGCAUCUGCGGUUAACAAAUUUACCCGGCCUAGUCUCCCGCCUCUACAGUCAAUGACAUUUGGGUGUGUGAACGAUGAGUUUAUGCACACCCCCUUUACUCCCGUGAGCACGGAGGCCACCCCAACUCCCAAAUCGGGUAAUCUGACCUCAUCUCCGACCUCCCCAUUUUCGAGAGCUCGACUCAAGCCCACCUUCACAUCAACUUCCGUUGGUUCUGUUAAUAUAAACGCAUCAAGUGAUGGAUCCCAACCACGAUCGAUUUCAACUUCCGUGACCUGUCCUUUGAUACCUGAUGUAUUUCGCGUUGCCAAUAGCACUAAUAACAGCGCUCCAGGUCAGUGUAGCCCCAAUACCUCCCGAGCUGCUCAGUCUAACCAGAUAUCACCUUGUAAAUUUGCUCCUAACAACAGUCUACCGCCUGAAUCUCUCAAUUUCCCGCCUAUUAUCGAUGUACUUUGGGAAGAACCCGAUGGAAGCAGUGAAGAAUUACUUCAAAUUUCAGAUCGAUCCCAUCAAAGUAGUUCCCUUGUAUCGAUCAAUCUGGAAGCUCUCCCACCCCCACCUCCUCAUAUUUUGAACCCCUUCAUCCAACGACCACCGACAACCACCACUUCUCAAACAUCUACUUCCUCUGUCAGUUCUCCUCAAUCAUGUCAUCACGCUCCUGGUGUUUCAACCUUCUGUAACUCCAGCUGUUGUCAAGUAAAGCAACAGCAUCCAAAUAAUCAACCUCAACAACAGCAACUGAGGAUAUCUCCCACUCAGAAUCAGCGAAAAGCCGAACCAGCAGAGAGUGUUUCUGAAAAUCCCGAGAAAUUUGAGAUUCCUGUGACAAGAUCUCAAAGCAUACCAGCAUCAGUGUUACCGGCUAUCGAAGAAGCACAAAAAAUCUAUGAUUCAUUGCCGGAUAAUACACUUUUCUUGCCCUCAGAAAGCAUCCGACUUCUGGAUAGACUAGGCGGUGGAAACUUUGGGCAGGUCGUGAAGGGUAUCUACCAUACGCCUCAAGGACAAGAUGUCGAAAUUGCCGUCAAAACUCUGAAGGAGUCACAAAUCGCUUCGACUGGUGAGCAGACCAUUCUCUCCGAGGCCAAAACAAUGACUCAACUGAAGCAUAGACAUAUUGUCAGAUUAAUCGGUAUUUGCAAAGCGCAGCAUUUCAUGUUGAUCCUCGAAUUGGCGCCGUUGGGUCCAAUCAAUAAGUAUCUGAAGAAACACUUGAUUGCUUAA
Molecule: messenger RNA, 1722 nt
Organism: Rodentolepis nana
Lineage: Eukaryota; Metazoa; Platyhelminthes; Cestoda; Cyclophyllidea; Hymenolepididae
Source: the annotation of a GenBank genome assembly